AUACAUAUGCAACUCCCGCGCAAACUCCCGCAGCCGCGAUCGAAUCCGAAUCGAAUUGAAUGAAAAUUGAACUGUCAAUCCUUUAACUUUUGCAAAAAUGUGAAUGUCAUAAUGAAUCGCGAUCACCCCGAAGAAUACUUGAAGUCUGACCUUCUAUAUGAGCUUUGUUUACGUCUGAGUAAGAAUGAGAAAGGUGUCAAUCCAACUCAUCUGUUCGACAUUGCAAGCAAAUCACUGGACAAACACAAACCUGUAUCUGAUGCCUCUGUGAAUGAGUUUGGUGUUGAAAUCAUCAAGAGGAAACUCUCCGCAGCUAAUAAAGAAGACGCUGCAAUCUUCCGGGAUUUGCAUCGGAAACUAAAGACGCAUUGUGUUCUUAAGAAGAGGGCUGAAAUAAUUUCUUUACUUAGCAGCUUAAGUAACGUUACAAUCCCUCCUGAUAGACCUGAAAAAGUUUUGUUGGAAAUGCCUUUAAAUACUUUGGCUAAUAUGGAAUCGCUGAAUUUAAACUCGAAAGGAAAAGCAUGGGAUAGAAACUGGGAGAAUAACAAUCCCACAAGCCUGCCAGCAAAGAAAGGCCCACUACAGAGUGCAGGCGCUGUGAAUCAUGUGUCCAGUCCUAGAGCAGUGUGGACUGAAGGUGCUAGUGCUGCCCCUGGUCCUUUUGAUUUACCCAAUGUUUCUGAACAAACUAUUAUUCAAGAGCUGCUGUACAGCUUCCAGGGUAUUGAGGGCAAAAUACUGAAACGUGAUCCUACUUCAAACGGAUUAUAUAUCAGUCACAAAUAUCAGCUGUCAAGACCCCAACGUCGAACUGUUGAGCGUUUAGCAGAGAUAGGAUGGUUGCAUAACAAACUGGAAGCUUUCCGUGAUGCAGACAAGCACCGCUCUGUUAGUAAGGGGCUUAUCACGCAGGCUUUGAACACUGAGAUUUCCAAUGAUUUGUCUGAGUUUUACAGAGUAUUGGCUGACCUUCAAUCUCAGCUUCAGCAAACUGAGAGAACCAUUGAGUCACCCAUGUCCGAAGGGGUAUCAAGAGGCUCUGCAGGAUCCCUCAAUCAACCUGGUUUGACUCUGCUUCAACUUGAAGUGCAUAUGUGCCAACCACUAUGCCAUUUGAAGUGGUUGGUUACUAUUUGUGAAGCAUGCCAAGAUCGAAAGGGAGGCGCUCUGGUUUCAACUGUUCAUGGCUUUCUACGUCAUGGAGACUCAUAUGCCCGCAAUGUUGCCCGAUCGAUUCUUGUUGCUGUGUGCAAGCCGCUUUAUGCUAUGUUGUCUAGAUGGAUAUUAGAUGGAGAACUUGAAGACCCAUUUCAGGAAUUUUUCGUACAAACCAAUUUGCAGAUUAAAGGGGAUGAUCAACUUUGGCAUGAAAAAUAUAAAGUUAGAGAAUCCAUGGUUCCAUCAUUUAUAUCCAUGAUUCAAGCUCGCAAAAUUCUAGCUACCGGGAAAAGUAUUAACUUCUUACGUCAAGUGUGUGAAGAUCAUUCACCAGUCAACAGCCGAGAAAUUUUGAGACGAGCCCUUCAAAAUACUAGUGAUGAAGCAUUAUUUUCUUUGGACCAUCAUAGCGAUCUCCAAAGUUUAAUGAACACUACUUAUCUUGAAAUAUCUUCUAGGGUUCUUGAUGUUCUUAACAGUAAAUAUAAAUUCAUGGAACAUAUGCAAGCUUUGAGGAGAUAUUUGCUGUUGGGGCAGGGUGAUUUCAUUCGCCAUCUCAUGGAGCUCCUAGAGCCUGAAUUGCGGAAGCCAGCAUCAGAUCUGAAUUCACACAACCUAACUGCCAUUCUUGAAUCAGCUAUUAGAGCUACUAAUGCACAAUUUGAGGAUGCAUCAAUCCUUGAGAGACUGGAUGUUCGCUUACUUGAACAUAGUCCUGGGGACACUGGUUGGGAUAUAUUCAGUAUGGAUUAUCACAUGGAUGGACCAAUAGGAACUGUGUUUUCAUCAUGCACUUUGUCAUACCUAAUGCUCUUUAAUGCUCUUUGGCGUGCCAAGAGAAUUGAAUGGAUUUUGUCUCUCAUGUGGAAGCGCCUAACUACUUCUGCAAAAAUGUUGCCCAAGAUUCCAGAGCUGUCACCUGUUCUCCAACAGUUGUACCUUCUAUCUGCAGAAAUGAUACAUUUGAUUCAUCAGCUCCAAUAUUACUUCCUAUUUGAAGUUAUGGAAUGUUCAUGGGACAAGCUUAUAUCCAAUGUUCAGCAAGCUGAUGGCUUGGAUGAUAUCAUUAAAGCACACAGCCAAUUUCUUGACAGAAUUAAGGCUGGCGCUCUUGUUGAUGAUUCUUCUGAGGAACUAUCAACGCAAUUGCGAACUAUUUUUGACUUGGCUCUUCAGCUUCAAGCCCGAGAAGAGAAACUGCAUGCGUGUGUAGUUCGAGAAGUGAAGCGGAGGGCGGAUCUUGAGAAAUAUAUUGAAGAGCAUGGAACCAAUGCUGAAAUUGAAGAACAAAACCAAAUUGCAAUCAAAGAGUUUGAAGCAUUUUUGUCUUCAGCAAGAGUUGGGCUUCGUGUCUUGGCUCAAAGUUACCAGGAAGUAGUUAAAAAGUUUCUACUCCUUCUUACCACUCAGCCAGACAUUUGCUUACAGCUAUUGAGCUCUAGACUAGACUUCAACGAUAAUUACAAACGUCAAGAUAACCGUCUUACUGCACCCUUGACCUUUCAACAUAGGAGGCGCAGUGAAAUUCCUGGGUCACAACCAUCUCCAUUAUCCACAUUCCGAACUCAGUCAGAGCUCUUGUGAACCAAUAAACUUAUGGUUAUCUAAUGUGUUAGCUGAUGCCGACUUAAAUCUCACCUAUAAGUAGAAUAGUUCUCAUUAAUUUCUAAUUUUGUCUUGUCUUUUGAUAACAAAUGUGCCAUGCUGGUGCCAUUGUGUUGUAUCUUUAUGCGUUUUCUUUGUGUGCACAUAACUUUCAUUAUAUGCCAUCAAGAGCUUUGAUCUCAUUCUUUUUAACCAAAAUCACUUAGUUGUUGAUUAAUUUUAUCCUGGAGAAUGAUUACCAUCAAAAUGAAAUGCCCUUAUUAAUUUACGCUUUGUGAAAGAAUUCACAAACAUGUCUGGGUGAGAUGUUAGUCUCUUUGCACAAUCGACUUGUAGUCUCAUCUGUUGGAUGUACCUCAGUUCAUGCUCUCUUUUAUCGUAAUAUGAGUGAUUUUUAAGGUAGUUAAGGCAGACUACACGGUAAACACGCUCUGUCUUCCCUGGCAUUUGUAGGUAGCUUUUUCUUCUUAAAAAAAAUAAAAAUCAAAUUGAUAUUCUGAAGUUGUCCAUUAGUAUUGUAUCAAUGUAGCUCUCAAAACCUGCAAUUGUGUACUAUACAAAUUUUAUCCAAUUUUAAUA
This is a messenger RNA of Thrips palmi, 3345 nucleotides long. Its product is annotated as gamma-tubulin complex component 3-like. Lineage: Eukaryota; Metazoa; Arthropoda; Insecta; Thysanoptera; Thripidae. Gene Ontology annotation, molecular function: gamma-tubulin binding; microtubule minus-end binding. Gene Ontology annotation, cellular component: centrosome; spindle pole; gamma-tubulin small complex. Gene Ontology annotation, biological process: spindle assembly; cytoplasmic microtubule organization; mitotic cell cycle. The record is from RefSeq and is a predicted model, not a curated record.